Gongylonema pulchrum is the source of this 624-nucleotide messenger RNA. NCBI's taxonomy places the organism in Eukaryota, Metazoa, Nematoda, Chromadorea, Rhabditida, Gongylonematidae. The record is from the annotation of a GenBank genome assembly.
AUGCAUAAGCAAUUAUGGUGGUCAUUUAAGGGCAUUUUUACAGAUGUGGUUUUCCCACCGGACGGCCAGUAUAAGCUUCCAGCAAUGCCGGAGGAGCCCACUUAUGAGCCGACUCUUGGCGAGCAGAAGUACAAAACUUCGACACAGCUCGUUGAUACGCGCGGUUUUGAGGAGAUACAUACGGAGCUGAUCCACAAGCAGUACGGACUUGCUGCGGAACGUCUAAACAAAAAUCUUCUCAAGAACCAGUUUGCAAUAUGGCGGGUACCGGCACCCUGGCUUCCUCGAACGAAGAAGGCUAUCGGUGCGAAGGCGGGUAGUGGCAAGGGCAAUAUACAUCAUUACGUCACUCCGGUACGCGCGAAAAGGAUUAUCCUGGAAUUGGGCGGCCAUGUUAUGGAACUCGAGGCCAGAGGUUAUCUGAUGUAUUUGUGUGAGCGGUUCAAAUUUCCGGUCGAAUUUGUAAGUGAAAAGAUACUGCAAGAGAGGAAACUGGAGGAGAAGGAAAUCGAACGCAUUAACGUUAAUAAAUUCAACUGGGAGCUCGCUCUGAAGUACAACAUGCAGAACUGCCGAGGAUGGCUCAACUACUACGAUGUUGCGUUCAAGUGUAAAAAGGUUUAA